Molecule: messenger RNA, 2695 nt
Organism: Zalophus californianus (California sea lion)
Lineage: Eukaryota; Metazoa; Chordata; Mammalia; Carnivora; Otariidae
Gene: ME2
Product: malic enzyme 2
Exons: 16
Coding region: 195-1949 (584 amino acids)
Biological process (GO): pyruvate metabolic process; malate metabolic process
Cellular component (GO): mitochondrion
Molecular function (GO): NAD binding; malate dehydrogenase (decarboxylating) (NADP+) activity; malate dehydrogenase (decarboxylating) (NAD+) activity
Source: RefSeq, a predicted model, not a curated record
CUGCCUGGCUCCCUCGCCGGCUAUCGCCCGCCCAUGCCUGUCCGAACCUGAGCUAGCGCCGGUUCCGCGAAGCUCAGGGAAGAGGGGGACCGGACUCGGCCGCAGCUGAGCAUCGCGCGUGUGGGCGGCAGGGCCGCUGCCUCUCUGACCGCAGCACCACCUGUCGCGGGGUAAGACUUCGGGUGAAAGGAAAGAUGUUGUCCCGGUUGAGAAUAGUUGCUACGCCCUGUACUCUCGUGUGUCGUCAUAUGCACAUAAGAGAAAAAGGCAAGACACUCAUGUUGAACCCAAGAACAAACAAGGGAAUGGCAUUUACAUUACAAGAACGACAAAUGCUUGGUCUUCAAGGACUUCUACCUCCCAAAAUUGAGACACAAGAUAUUCAAGCUUUACGAUUUCAUAAAAAUGUGAAAAAAUUGAAUGGCCCUUUGGAAAAAUACAUCUAUAUAAUGGGAAUACAAGAAAGAAAUGAGAAGUUGUUUUAUAGAAUUCUGCAAGAUGAUAUUGAAAGUCUGAUGCCAAUUGUAUAUACACCAACAGUGGGUCUUGCCUGUUCCCAAUAUGGACACAUCUUUAGAAGACCUAAGGGAUUAUUUAUUUCAAUCUCAGACAGAGGUCAUGUUAGAUCAAUUGUGGAUAACUGGCCAGAAAAUCAUGUUAAGGCUGUUGUGGUGACUGAUGGAGAGAGAAUUCUGGGUCUUGGAGAUCUGGGUGUCUAUGGAAUGGGAAUCCCAGUAGGAAAACUUUGUUUGUAUACAGCCUGUGCAGGAAUACGGCCUGAUAGAUGCCUGCCUGUGUGUAUUGAUGUAGGAACCGAUAAUCCAGCACUCUUAAAAGAUCCGUUUUACAUGGGCUUAUAUCAGAAAAGAGAUCGAUCACAACGUUAUGAUGACCUGAUUGAUGAGUUUAUGAAAGCCAUUACUGACAGAUAUGGACAGAACACACUUAUUCAGUUUGAAGACUUUGGAAAUCAUAAUGCAUUCAGGUUCUUGAGAAAGUAUCGAGAAAAGUAUUGUACCUUCAAUGAUGAUAUUCAAGGAACAGCUGCAGUAGCUCUAGCAGGUCUUCUUGCAGCACAAAAAGUUAUUGGUAAAUCAUUCUCAGAACACAAAAUCUUAUUCCUUGGAGCAGGAGAGGCUGCUCUUGGAAUUGCAAAUCUCAUAGUUAUGGCUAUGGUAGAAAAUGGCGUCUCAGAAGAAGAGGCACAAAAGAAAAUUUGGAUGGUUGACAAGUUUGGUUUAUUAUUUAAGGGGCGGAAAGCUAAAAUAGAGAGUCAUCAGGAACCAUUUGCUCACUCAGCCCCGGGGAAUAUACCUGAUACUUUUGAAGAUGCAGUAAAUAUACUCAGGCCUUCAGCUAUAAUUGGAGUUGCAGGAGCUGGCCGACUUUUCACUCCUAGUGUAAUCAAAGCCAUGGCUGAUAUCAAUGAAAGGCCUGUAAUAUUUGCAUUAAGCAAUCCUACAGCAAUGGCUGAAUGCACGGCAGAGGAAGCAUAUACACUUACAGAGGGAAGAUGUUUGUUUGCCAGUGGCAGUCCAUUUGAGCCAGUGAAACUCAGUAACGGGCAACUCUUUACACCAGGCCAAGGAAACAAUGUGUAUAUUUUUCCAGGUGUGGCUUUAGCUGUUAUUCUCUGUAACACCCGGCAUAUUAGUGACCAUGUUUUCCUAGAAGCUGCAAAGGCUCUGGCAAAUCAAUUGACAGAGAAAGAGCUAGCUCAAGGGAGACUUUACCCACCACUUGCUGAUAUUCAGGAAGUUUCUAUUAACAUUGCUAUUAAAGUUACAGAAUACCUGUAUGCUAACAAAAUGGCUUUCCGAUACCCAGAACCUGAGGACAAGGCCAAAUACAUUAGAGAAAGAAUAUGGCGAAGUGAAUAUGAUUCCCUGCUGCCAGAUGUGUAUGACUGGCCAGAAUCUGCAUUAAGCCCUCCCCUGAUAACAGAAUAGAGGCACACCCACUGAAAAAUACUUUCCAUGCUUCAGGGAAACCCCUCCUUUUUUCUUUUCUUUUUUUUUUUUUUUACAGAAAAAAGAGAUAAUGUUCUCAAAUUCGUGGUAUUUUCCGGUUUUGUUCUCCCCCACUGCUUUGCUUGACUUUUUUUUUUUUCCAUGAAUCUGUACUUCCAUAGAGGAUCAGUAUGUUGGCUACAUUGUGAAUGCCCACCAGUACUCUGCAAUCAAAUAACCAUAAUGCUUUUCUUCUGAUUUGUAGCUCAUACCACAUCAAAGAGAUGUUACAGAUGUAUUUGUAAAUGUCUUUACUUGUGCUAUUGUUCAUGCUUGCCAAAGUAUUUGCUAUUUACUACUACAGUAAUAAUCUUCUCUCCCCAGCUCUUUUAGGGCUACUAAAAUAGAAAUUUACUUCUGUGGAUAUGAGCAUAGAAUUUUAAGAAGCCAAAUUUAACCAGAUUAUAAGGACAAACUGUCAGUAUCUAAAAGUUCUUUUAUUUCAGCCUCAUUUUAUCUUCAUGCUCUGAAAUUCCUUUCCAGUUGAUAAAUAUAGAGAAAUGCGAAAAAUCUACCCUGUUAUUUAUUUUCUGGACCUAAACUGAGGCUUAACUAUAAUAUCAUGAGAGAGAAAUGGGAAGUACUGCUGUCUUUAGAGAAAUAAACAAAAUAGUCAUUGUUUUCAACAGUGUAUAAAAAUCAUAGUGUAACUUUUUUAUUUAAUAAAGGUAAUAUCUUAAAUUUAA